UUGUGAUCAGACACGCAAACGAAACACACUAAGCAAGCGACGUUUGUCAGGUGCUUGGAGCCACACCGAGACCGAUAACAGCGCAUCCACCGGCCAUUUCACAACCGUUAAUAUCCAUAGCAUCACCAUAAACAUUUAAACAGUGCCUUCAUUGCUAUUGCACAAUCAGUGGGCAUGUCUCUGGUGUGAUUGACAGCGAAUAGGAAUGGGCUGUACUGAUGAACAUGCAUAAAGAAGAGUAAAGACUACACCCUGUUUAUUUUCUUGCUGCAAGCACAGGAAACGAUGAGACUCGAUCCUUCCUGAAUCUCACACACACACACACACACACACACACACACACUCGCACAACCUCCCUCAUCAUGGGUUCUGUAUACCUGUGGAAGCUGUCCUCUCAGAAGUUGGGAUUCUUUCUUGUGAGUUUCGGCUUCAUUUGGGGGAUGAUGCUGCUGCAUUUCACCAUCCAGCAGAGGGCAACGCACGAGAGCAGCGUGCAGCUACGCAUGCAUAUAUUGGACCUCAGCAAACGAUAUAUCAAAGCCCUCGCCGAGGAGAACCAAAGUGUGAUGGAUGGACCCUAUGUGGGAACCAUGACAGCAUACGAUUUAAAGAAGACUCUGGCUGUUCUUUUGGAUAAUAUAAUGCUGAGAUUAUCAAAGCUGGAGUCUAAAGUGGACAAUAUCAUUUACAACGGCACCGGAACAAACCUAACAAAUGGAACCGGGACCCCUGGACCAAACCCAGUGUCCCCAGAGAAAGUUAACGUAGCAGACUUGCUAAACGGAGCUCAGGAAAAAUGUGAACUCCCCUCACUUGAUGGGUUUCCACAUUGUGAAGACAAAAUCAAGUGGAUGAAAGACAUGUGGCGUUCGGACCCCUGUUAUGGGCACUAUGGAGUUGAUGGAUCUACUUGUUCAUUCUUCAUUUAUCUGAGUGAGGUUGAGAACUGGUGCCCUCAUCUGCCAUGGAGGAUCAAGAGCAUUAAUGAUGAAUCUGACAGAAAUACACAGACGGAGAUUCGUACAAGUUUUGACGAGCUGUAUCACGUGAUGUCAAGCCGUGAAGAAUUCCGCUGGAUGAUGCUGCGAAUCAAACGCAUGGAGGAGCCAUGGUUCAGCGCUGUCCGCUCCCUUGCCAACAAGCAGAAUCUCCGCCACCGCAAACGCAAAAAGAUCCUGGUGCACCUGGGUCUCUUGACGAAAGAGUCUGGUUUUAAGAUCGCUGAGAACGCAUUCAGCGGUGGUCCACUCGGAGAACUCGUUCAGUGGAGUGACCUCAUCACCACACUGUACUUGCUCGGACAUGACAUCCGUAUCUCUGCAUCUCUCGCCGAGCUGAAGGAGAUCAUGAAGAAAGUCAUGGGCAACAAGUCCAGUUGCCCCACAAAAGGUGAUAAAGUCGUGGAGCUCAUCUACAUAGACAUCGUUGGACUUGCACAAUUCAAGAAAACUCUGGGCCCAUCAUGGGUCCAUUAUCAGUGCAUGUUGAGGGUCCUAGACUCCUUUGGGACGGAGCCUGAGUUUAACCACGCCCACUACGCCCAGUCAAAAGGCCACAAAACUCCGUGGGGCAAGUGGAACCUGAACCCCCAACAGUUCAACACCAUGUUCCCUCACACACCAGAUAACAGCUUCCUGGGCUUCGUCGUGGAACAGCACCUGAAUGCUAGCGACUUCAAGCACAUCGACGACAUCAAACGGCAAAACCAGUCUCUGGUUUACGGCAAGGUGGACAACUUUUGGAAGGAUAAGCAGAAAUAUCUGGACAUCAUUCACUCAUACAUGGAAGUACACGGCACAGUUCAUGGUACCAGCACAGUCCACCUGCCGGGAUACGUCAAGAAUCACGGCAUCCUGAGCGGCCGUGACCUCCAAUUCCUCCUACGUGAGAGCAAGUUGUUUGUCGGACUGUCCUUCCCCUACGAAGGACCCGCCCCUUUGGAGGCCAUAGCCAAUGGCUGCGCUUUCCUGAACCCGAGAUUCGACCCUGCUAAAAGCAGCAAAAACACCGAUUUCUUCAAGGGGAAACCCACGCUCAGAGAGCUGACCUCCCAGCACCCGUACGCUGAGGUCUACAUCGGACGACCACACGUAUGGACCGUCAACAUAGACGAUCCCGCCGAGGUGGAGAACGCUAUUAAAGGAAUCCUCAGUCAGAAGAUUGAGCCAUAUCUGCCGUAUGAGUUCACCUGUGAGGGGAUGUUGCAGCGCGUCAAUGCUUUCAUAGAGAACCAGGAUUUCUGUCAUGGUCAGGUGAUGUGGCCGCCUCUGAGCACCAUGCAGGUGAAAUUGGCUCCAGCAGGUAAAUCCUGCAAACAGGUGUGUCAGGAGGAGCAGCUCAUCUGUGAACCUUCAUUCUUCCAGCACCUCAAUAAAGACAAAGAUCUGGCCAGGUAUGGCAUGGAGUGUAAGACAGUGGACUCCGCCGGCGAUAUCAUCGUCCCUGCGUUCAGCGAAUCAGAGCAGCACUGCGUAUUCCAAUCCGACUUGCUGCUGUUCAGCUGCGCCGGGGCUCACCACUCCCUCACACGCAUCUGCCCCUGCAGAGACUACAUGAAGGGCCAGGUGGCGCUGUGCAAAGACUGCUUAUAACACACAAAUGCCCACACGCACUCUGGAAUCCCCGCACGACAAACCGGACGGUGUACGAUACGGAUACUCGCCGUUCUGGACCACUUGAGACGGUUUGAACUUAACCGCUGGCGUGGCAGCUCUCCGAUAAGAAUAAUGGAUCUUACCGAAAUUAAACGAAGGAAGAAGAAAAGAUUUGGAAACACUUUAUUUUAUAGUGUUCAUUUACAUAAGUAUGGAGUAAUACCAACAAACUACGAAGUACUUACUUAGUAACUAUUUUUGCAGCUGCUUGUAAAUACACAAAUGAUUCUAGUUAACAACAUGUCAGAUGUGUAACUCUGACACUGUAAAAUAAAGUGUGACGUAUUUUUGCUGGAUUUAUUUAGUGCAGACUAGUUUCAGCCUGGCAUACUUGAAGCGGCGAGCAGGGAAUCAGAACUCUACACUGCCCCCUGCAGGCCUGGAGGAAACACUGUAAUGAAACUUGUUACCCCGGAUUUCGUUUCUUCCCUUUCUGAAGAUGACUUUCUACAUUGGACUUUACGACUGACUCUAAAAAGCAUCUUUGGUUCUACCGUUCUGAAGACCUCGUGCGUGUGAGUGUAUCUGCGAUUUUUAGAGUCGUAGGGAAACGACUUUGAACAAGCUUCCUUGGUUUUACACUGUAACGGAAAUUUCCGCGUUCUGGCUCUCAGAAACGAUGCGUUACGUGUAAAUGAUAAAUGUUAACGUCUGCUUUAUUCUGCAUGGUAGUUUAUUUCCAGUGAAGCGAAGUUGAUUUAGACACACACACACACACACACACACACACGACUUCUAGGCUUGCGUGCAUGUGUUUGUACUAAAGAUCUGCCAAUUAUUAAAAUAAACACGGCACAUUUCACACUGGUCAUUUUCAGUGAACUGCCGGGUAAAUAAAAAUAAUCACAAACCAGCCAGUAUCAUCAAACACUAACCAAUUUAGCAAACUAACCAUGACGUAACAAGUAGUGUUCGUUAAGUAAAUCGUCCACUUUUUGUCAUUGAGAUAAAUGGCUAAAAAAGCGUUAGCGCUAUUGUACGGAUUUUGGACGUUCUAGGUUGCAGAUAAGAAUUUUCGUCAACUUGAUGCACAAACUAUCACUUAUGUUUCUGUAACAUGUGUAUAAAAACAGAUGUGUACAUAACUAAUGCUAAAAGACAGAUUUGUUUUUAUUUUGUGUUAAAAACACAGAUUGGCCUUGAGGUUUUAGUGGUGCCGGAGGGCCUGUAUUCUUGAAUUAGCCUGCCUAAUAUUCAAGUAAAGACAACAAUUAUUAGUAUUAGAAUCAUUUGUGUUUUAGACUGAAAAUGCACUAUAGUGAAUUUACUAAAGAUUUGACACCAGUUAUUACGGCAUUGUAAAAAAGUUUGUUUUUUUAAUUUAUUUUGUAUAGAGAUCUUUAUGCCUGUUGAUUUGACUUUAUUUAUAUUAGAGAAAAUACAUUUAUAGAGGUAAAUAUUAUGUAUCGGACUAAUUUAAGUGCGUUUAAUCGCAUAUGUUUGUCCAGAGUAUUGCCUGUACAAAAGGCAAAUAAAAAGAGUCAUUUAGAUCCAUUUUUAAAAAUUGAACUAUUAAACGUAACUAGCGUUGCGCAAUUCGUUGAACACUUGAAAUGUCAAAUUAUAUAAACACAACAUAUGCGUUUCCGUUGUUGUCGAUACUCUGGACAAACAUUGCGAACGCAAUUUUAAUUUUUGAAUUUGAAAAGCCAGCAAGAACCUCAUUUGAUGUUUUUAUCCAGUGUAUGAUUUCUGUAAACAUUUGCACAUUUGUAAAUACAGAUUUAGGGUCUCUUCUAGUUUUGCACUCUUAACUUAUACGAUAGUUUUAAGUUUGGGUUUCUGCUCUUGAUAAGAUCUCUACGUUUGUACGUAAAAUGAUGGUCUUCAGCCAAGCUAUUGUUUUAAGUCUUGUUUCAUGAUGUGCCUUCUGAUGGUUAUUAGAAUUAACUUUUACGUUUUUUUCUUUUCCGAAAUCGAAAAUAUUGAAGGUGGAAUGCUAGCUAGCUAAAAGCCGAAACUGUAGUUUAACAGUUUAAAGUACGGCUAAAGUUGUCGGCGUAUAGCGUAAAAUAGUUUUGCCAAAUGUUCGUUGUUUGUCAACACACAAUCACAAUAAAGCAAUUGCGUCAUUAAAUUUGGUUCACGGUUUUACAGUAGGAUUAACACCGUUUUGAAAGUGUUUGUGUACGGCAAACUGAGACAUCUAUCAUUGUGGUUUUGCAUUUACAAAUGUUUCGUGAGUUUAAAUGAACAGAUUAGAUUAGUUUAAUAGAAAUUGUGGUUAGUAAUUCUUACCUACACUGUGAAAAAAAUCCUGUUAAAUUUACGGUAAAAAACUUGCUGCUGUGAUUGACAGAAAUUCACUGUAAAAAUACAGUAACCACGCUUCAGGCUUUAUGGGAUGCAAUAUUGAUGCCUGUAUAUUUUACGGUGCAUUACCGUUUAUAUUAUUCAAUUAUUUCAACGUAAUACUUCAACCUUCUGAAACUGUAAAAAUGUGCUUUUCACUUUAAUGUGUUGUUGUUCACUGUAGUAUUUACAGAAAUGCACAUAAUAACAUGAAGUUCAUCAAAACUGGCUCUUCCGAGAGCAAUGACCAGCAAACAGCACCUCAAUGUAGAUAAUGAUAUUAAAAAUAAGAAACUACUAUUCCCAUAAAAUAUAAUGAAAUGUGAUGGUAACGCAGGGAAUUCUGGGAACGCCUGAUUUAUUUAUUAUUAUUGUUUUUUACCAUAAUUUUAACAAUAAUUUUAACAAUAAUUUAUCAUAAGAAGUACAUGUACUCUCUUGUUAAACAUAAUAUAAAGUUUUACUGUUAAUUAUAUGGUGAAAUCAUACUUUUUGUUUUUUUAAAUGACAUUUAAAUUAUUUUUUUUUUUAUUACAUUUUUACAAAAUUGUACUGUAAAAUUACAUGUAUUGUCUUUUAAUAUAUUCUAUAUUUUUGCCGUAUAUUUUAAGGUAAUUUCCAAUUUACCAAUUUAAAUAGUCUUUUACCGUUAAAAUUACGGACAUUUUUUACAGUGUAGUAACUAAUGUUCUGCAGUCAGAGAUUGGAAGAAAACAAACUAAUUACAAUUGAUACAUAAUUACAUCGCUUUCCACUUUUUAAUUUGUUUUCUGAUGUUCAGGUUUACUAUGUUUUUAUUGUCGCUUUUGUUUUAACCGAAUUAAUUUCCCAUGUAAUUUGUCAACUAUUCAAACUGAUGUUUUUUUAUUAUUAUUAUUUGAUUUGUUUGUUUUUUGUUUAGUUUUUCUUAUAUUUGAAUUUGUUUUAUUUUAUUUGCUUUGCAUUGUUUUUUAUUUUUUUAUUGUUUUGUUUAGUUUCUUUAGUUUAUUUUCUUUGCUUUGUUUUUAUUUGAUUUUGUUUUAUUUUUAGUUUUUUUUCUGUGUGGAUUUUAUUUGUUUAAUUUCAAUUUUUUUUGCUUUGCAUUUGAUGUUUGUGUUUGUUUUUGUUUUGGUUUCUUUUUUGCUAUGUUUUGUUUUUGUUUUUAUUAGUUUGUUUAUUUUAUUUAUUUGUUUUGCGUUUUUUUUGUGUGUUUUGUUUAAUUUCUAUUUUAUUAGUUUGUUUUGUGUUUUGUUUUAAAAAAUAUGAGUUUGUUUGUUUUGGGUUUCGUUUAAAUUUUUAUUUGGGUUUUUUGUUUUGUUUUGGGGGGUGGAAAUCUUUUCAUAGGUUACGUCAGAUCAUUUUAAAACAUCCACAAAGAAAGGAAAUCUUGACGAAACAAAUAAAUAGACAAAAUCAGUUUUUUGUUGUUUUGUUGUUUUCAUUGAUUUUGAGGAAUCAGUAGGAUAUAUCUUUAUUUUUCAAAUAAACUUUUUUCUGUGACAACAGACAAUUGCUAUGUGAAUAUACACGUGUACUCCAUAUACAUUCAUUUAUCACAUUCGGAUUCCACGGCGGUUCAACGUGGAUUGACAUCGCCUCUUCGUCAGCAUUUGUAAUCAAAUAAUGGUCCAAAUCCCGUCCUUUUUGGGAGCCUCCCAUUGAAGUCCUAAUCACACAUCUAUAUGUGGUUUGACAAACUGUGCAAUUGAAAAAAGUCCCAUUAGCAGGGGUGUGUGCUUGUGCCUAAUACCUCUGACAAAGGAUCAAGGUAUUUAACAUGCUAAUAAAGAACCGAACAGUAAAUCCAACCACCUCAUGAAAUACUGCACACCUGAAAAAGAAAACGGCAUAUGUCAUAAAGAUCUCCAAAAGCACAAACGUUAAAGCAUAAAUGUGCUUUUCACCUAACUAAGAACUGCCACUGGACAGCACAUACGUGAUCUUACUGUAACAUCACAGUUACACUCAUCUGCUCCACGGAGCUAUGAUAUAUUUGCUACAUAAAAUGCUUGGAAACUUGGCUUUUCCCAAAUAUACAUGUCAAUAGCCAAAUUUCAUGGCAACAGUCUAUGUAAUACUCAAGAACAUAUAACUUCACAUCAUGAAGGGUCAAGUUUUAAGGCUGUGUUACUGCACAAGUAACGUUAAAUGCAACUGUGUGCCACCUAAUAUUUAACUACAAGUUUUUACAAAAGCAGUACGCAAGGCUGUAUCAAGCUGAAGCUAAUUUUACAAUACUGUUGCAACGAAGUGCGAAAGACGAAAUUAUUACUAUACUACAAUAUAUUGUUAUUACGUUAGUUAGAUAUGACGAACCAAUAAGAGCAUUUGAAAAACUGCACAUUUUCUAAUUAUCUUACUUUAUAAAUUGCUAUAAUGUUUUGAGCGAGUAUGUUACAAGAGAAUUAACAUGUAAUAAAAUUGAUAUGAAAGUGUCAAAUUAUAUACUUCAAAUGACAUGGCACAGCUUGACAAGGAAAAACCAAAUGAAUAAAAAACUUUUUCACAUAUUACUGCACCUCUUAUGGCAUCAAUUUUGUUUAUGUAUACCAGUACCUUCAUCACAGUUAAUCAUUUAAUAUUUAUUCUAAUUAACCCAAAAAAUAUGGGCAUGGGUAGUUCAGUGAGUAUUGACGCUGACUACCACCCCUGCAGUUGCGAGUUCGAAUCCAGGUCUCCUAAGCAACCAAAUUGGCCCGGUUGCUAGGGAGGGUAGAGUCACAUGGGGUAACCUUCUCAUGGUCGGGAUAGGUGGUUCUCGCUCUCAAUGGGGCAUGUGGUGAGUUGUGUGUGGAUCGUGGAGAGUAGCAUGAGCCUCCACAUGCUGUGAGUCUCCGCGGUGUCAUGCACAACGAGUCACGUUUUAAGAUGCGCAGAUUGACGGUCUCAGAAGAGGACGCAACUGAGACAUGUCCUCCACCACCCGGAUUGAGGUGAGUAACCGCGCCACCACGAGGACCUACUAAGUAGUGGGAUUUGGACAUUCCAAUUUGGGAGAAAAAAUUAAUUCGCAAACAUUUAGCAGAUCGCCAAAGAGGUAUGGGUAUAUGGAGGUAAAACAGUAUCAAAACAUCUCACAAAUACACGAAAAUUUAUAAAUGCAUGCAACAGAUCCAAACACACACAUGGAAAUCUACAAAUGCAUGUAACAGAUCCAUACAUAUGCACACAAGUCAAUCCACAAAUGCAUGCAACAAAUCAACAUGUGCGCUCAAUCCACAAAUGCACGCAACAGAUCCACUCAUAAUGCUUAAUUCAAAAUUCACACAACAGAAGGUGUCCGUGAAUGUGCUUUUGCAUUUGUGGAUAGCUUUGAGACUCUUGUUCCAUGGCCUUGACUGUUGCGUGUGUUUUUGGAUUGCUGUGCGUGUGUGUGAAUCUGUUACGUGUAUUUGUAGAUUGCCAUACGAGUGUGUGGCUCUGCUCUUUAUUUAUGCUGUGUGCACUUUAGGAUUGUCGAGUGCAUUUGUGAGAUGUUUUGAUACUGUUUUAUCUCCAUACGAGUCAAAAUAAAUACAAAUGUAAAAAAAAAAAAAA
Messenger RNA from Xyrauchen texanus (razorback sucker), 8462 nucleotides. Its product is annotated as alpha-1,6-mannosylglycoprotein 6-beta-N-acetylglucosaminyltransferase A-like. Gene Ontology annotation, biological process: protein N-linked glycosylation. Lineage: Eukaryota; Metazoa; Chordata; Actinopteri; Cypriniformes; Catostomidae. The record is from RefSeq and is a predicted model, not a curated record. Gene Ontology annotation, cellular component: Golgi apparatus. Gene Ontology annotation, molecular function: alpha-1,6-mannosylglycoprotein 6-beta-N-acetylglucosaminyltransferase activity. Bases 363 to 2591 code for a protein of 742 amino acids. The transcript has 17 exons.